Molecule: messenger RNA, 1562 nt
Organism: Helicoverpa armigera (cotton bollworm)
Lineage: Eukaryota; Metazoa; Arthropoda; Insecta; Lepidoptera; Noctuidae
Gene: rngo
Product: protein DDI1 homolog 2-like
Exons: 7
Coding region: 299-1468 (389 amino acids)
Biological process (GO): proteolysis
Molecular function (GO): protein binding; aspartic-type endopeptidase activity
Source: RefSeq, a predicted model, not a curated record
AAAAUAAAAAGACCGUUAUCAAGACACAAAGCGUAGAGAGGAAGCCAGCAAAACACACAUCCCUAGCUGAGUCCACCUUAGUGAAUGCCUUUGUAAUUUUAUUUAUCGCAGGGAACAGUUCCAAGAGUUUAUUUGUGCUUGUGUUAGUAAGUGGACACAAAAAAGUGUACUCAAGGGGGUCAAACAAGAUUUAAAAUGAAUUGGCCAGUCAUCCCCGGAGUGUAAAUCAAAUAGCACGUAUUUACUUACCUUAGUGAACGCAGCCCAUUCGCUGUAGCCGCAUCAUCCUAAUUUCACAAUGAAAGUCACGAUUACAACCCUAAACGACGAAAUCUUCGUUUUAGACGUUUCGGAAGAUUUGGAGUUGGAAAAUUUUAAAGCGUUUUGUGAGAUUGAGUCCGGGUUCCCUGCGAAAGAUUUUAUAUUGAAUUACAACGGCAAGCCGCUUCUGGAAGAUAAGAAAUCUCUGAAAGAGCACGGCGUCCGCGAUGGAGACGUGAUCGUGCUUCUGCAUAUGAUGCAGACAGCCUCCAACCUCAACCAGACUGAUUCCAGCCAAGCUUUGCCUACAGGGUUAGCUAACUUAGACUUCAGUGGCAUCAGAGUCCCUCCGGGCGCAGCAAGCACCUCAAUGGCGGCUAGGAACCCACCCGUGGAGGAGGACCCUCGCAUCAUCAGGGAGAUGUUUUUAGCCAACCCGGACCAGCUUGCUCUGCUCAAGCAGAACAACCCAAGAUUAGCCGAUGCGCUCCUCAGCGGCAACUUAGAUACAUUUGCUUCUGUGCUUCGUGAACAAAUCUUAGCUAGAACGGAACGCCAGCAACAGCGUAUAAGGAUGAUGAAUUCAGAUCCAUUUGAUACAGAAGCGCAGCGAAUGAUUGCUGAGGAGAUCCGUCAGAAAAACAUCGAGGCUAACAUGGAGGCGGCCAUGGAGUACAACCCGGAAACGUUCGGCACGGUGGUCAUGCUGUACAUCAACUGUCAUGUUAAUGGAUUCCCAGUAAAGGCAUUCAUCGAUUCCGGCGCUCAGACCACGAUCAUGUCAGCAGCCUGCGCCGAGCGAUGCAACAUUAUGCGACUGGUGGAUACUAGAUGGGCAGGUAUAGCCAAAGGGGUCGGUGUGCAGAGGAUCAUCGGGCGUAUCCACAUGGUGCAGAUGAGGAUCGAGAAGGACUUCCUCACCACAUCGUUCUCCGUGCUCGAGGAACAGCCGAUGGAUAUGCUCCUCGGUUUGGACAUGCUCAAACGACAUCAGUGCAACAUUGACUUAAAACGCAACGUGCUCCGUAUCGGCACGACCGGUACCGAGACCCCAUUCCUGCCCGAGUCCGAGUUGCCCGAGUGCGCCCGGCUCUCGGGCUACUCCGAGGACGAGAUCGUCAACCAGUCCAUGCGAGACCACGAGGAAAGGCAGGUCAAGGAAGCCAUGGAGAAGUCCAAACAAGGUGGGCGACCAAAAAACAAAUAAAACGUACCAAAUCAAAUUGUGCCGAUGUCUUUUUUUGCACCGUAAAAAAUAGUAACGUUUUAUUUUCUAAAAACAAUAAAAAUCGUAAAACUAA